Messenger RNA from Mirounga angustirostris (Northern elephant seal), 720 nucleotides. RefSeq names its product small integral membrane protein 34 (gene SMIM34). NCBI's taxonomy places the organism in Eukaryota, Metazoa, Chordata, Mammalia, Carnivora, Phocidae. The coding region runs from base 1 to 420 and encodes 139 amino acids. The record is from RefSeq and is a predicted model, not a curated record. The transcript is spliced from 2 exons.
AUGGAACUGACCAAGUGGACUCCUCAGGGAGCCCCCAACCAGACCCAGGACAGCACUGGCUUCAGCUACCUGCUGAGAGACCACAUGGAGGGGAGGAGCGGCACCAACUCCACCAGGGCCCUGAAACUUCCAGAUGGGACCAGUGCUGCCUGGUACAUCCUCACCAUCAUUGGCAUCUAUGGAGUGAUCUUCCUCUUCCGAUUGGCCAGCAACAUCCUCAGAAAGAAUGAUAAAUCCUUGGAAGAUAUUUACUACUCCAAUUUGACCUCCGAACUCAAAAAGAAAGGUCUCCAAAGCAAGGUGGCCAAAUGCUCUACAUUGACCAUUAGCAACAGAGCUGUCCUGCAGCCCAACCAGGCCAGCCUGGGGCCAAAAUAUAAAAAUAGUGCGUGCCAAACUGAAAUCCAAGGGAUCCCUUGAAAGUCAAGGCAAGAAGACCUCCACAGAAGAGGCCCAACCAACCUUCCUACAAGGGGAAGCAGCUUUGAGUUUACCUGGAACCUUGAGAGAGGAGUCAGGUCCUUGAGUGGGGCUGGAUGAGCAUCACUGGGCUACUUAGGCCAAUGGGAGUGUGACCAAAAGCCAGCGUCCUGUUUCCUUCUCAGGCUUUGUGGCACUUUGAGACAGGACAGCAGGGGCAGCAGAUUCUGGUCAUACCCUUCACUGGGAAAGCUUGUGUUCCAGGGAAGGACUUGGAGCAUCUUGUGUUCUCAGAGAAUC